Molossus molossus (Pallas's mastiff bat) is the source of this 1479-nucleotide messenger RNA. It is a transcript of the gene GCGR, whose product is annotated as glucagon receptor. The record is from RefSeq and is a predicted model, not a curated record. The transcript is spliced from 13 exons. The coding region runs from base 34 to 1479 and encodes 481 amino acids. NCBI's taxonomy places the organism in Eukaryota, Metazoa, Chordata, Mammalia, Chiroptera, Molossidae. Gene Ontology annotation, molecular function: glucagon receptor activity; peptide hormone binding. Gene Ontology annotation, cellular component: plasma membrane. Gene Ontology annotation, biological process: adenylate cyclase-activating G protein-coupled receptor signaling pathway; cell surface receptor signaling pathway.
CCAGCCAGAUGUGGGGGGUGGCAGCCCAGAGGCAUGCCCCCCACCUGGCCACACCGACCCCCCUUCCUCCUGCUGCUGCUGCUGGCCGGCCAGCCCCAGGCCCCCGCUGCUCAGGUGACAGACUUCCUGUUCGAGAAGUGGAAGCUCUAUGGUGACCAGUGUCUCCACAACCUGAGCCUGCUGCCGCCCCCCACCGAGCUGGUCUGUAACAGGACUUUCGACAAGUACUCCUGCUGGCCCGACACGCCCCCCAACACCACGGCCAGCAUCUCCUGCCCCUGGUACCUGCCCUGGCACCACAAAGUCCAGCACCGGUUCGUCUACAAGCGGUGUGGGCCCGACGGGCAGUGGGUGCGCGGGCCCCGGGGGCAGCCGUGGAGAAACGCCUCCCAAUGCCAGCUGGACGAGGACGAGCUCAAGGCCCAGAAGGAAACGGCCGUGAUGUACAGCACCUUCCAGGCGAUGUACACCGUGGGGUACUGCCUCUCGCUGGGGGCGCUGCUGCUGGCCCUGGCCAUCCUGCUGGGGCUCAGGAAGCUGCACUGCACCCGAAACUACAUCCACGUGAACCUGUUCGCGUCCUUCGUGCUCAGGGCCAGCUCCGUGCUGGUCAUCGACACGCUGCUGAGGACCCGCUACAGCCAGAAGGUCGGCGACGACCUCAGCCUGAGCGGCUGGCUGAGUGACGGGGCGGUGGCCGGCUGCCGGGUGGCCGCGGUGGUCAUGCAGUACGGCGUCGUGGCCAACUACUGCUGGCUGCUGGUGGAGGGCGUGUACCUGCACAGCCUGCUGAGCCUCGCCGCCUGCCGCGACAGGAGCCUGUCCACCCUCUACCUGGGCAUCGGCUGGGGGGCCCCCGUGCUGUUCGUCGUCCCCUGGGCAGUGGUCAAGUGUCUGUACGAGAACAUCCAGUGCUGGACCAGCAACGACAACAUGGGUGUCUGGUGGAUCCUGCGCUUUCCCGUCUUCCUGGCCAUUUUGAUCAAUUUCUUCAUUUUCAUCCGCAUCCUUCACAUCCUCGUGGCCAAGCUGCGCGCCCGCCAGAUGCGCCACACCGACUACAAGUUCCGGCUGGCCAAGUCCACGCUGACCCUCAUCCCCCUGCUGGGCGUCCACGAGGUGGUGUUCGCCUUUGUGACUGACGAGCAUGCCCAGGGCACCCUGCGCUCCGCCAAGCUCUUCUUCGACCUCUUUCUCAGCUCCUUCCAGGGCCUGCUGGUGGCUGUCCUCUACUGUUUCCUCAACAAGGAGGUGCAGGCGGAGCUGCUGCGGAACUGGCAUCGCUGGCGCGGGGGCGAGGCGCUGCAGGACGGGCGCCAGGGCGGGAGCCGCUCGGCCCUGGCCCAGACCACCAGCGGAGCCCCCACCGAGAAGCUGCUCCUGUCCAGGGGCCGAGACAGCAACGGGGCCAGCCAGGGCCCCUCUGUGGAGACCUGUGUGGCCGGCAACCUCCCUGGGUUGGCCCAGAGCUGCUUGUGA